Molecule: messenger RNA, 2051 nt
Organism: Microplitis mediator
Lineage: Eukaryota; Metazoa; Arthropoda; Insecta; Hymenoptera; Braconidae
Product: odorant receptor 94a-like
Exons: 5
Coding region: 422-1708 (428 amino acids)
Biological process (GO): sensory perception of smell; detection of chemical stimulus involved in sensory perception of smell
Cellular component (GO): plasma membrane
Molecular function (GO): odorant binding; olfactory receptor activity
Source: RefSeq, a predicted model, not a curated record
AUUUAUUUGUGAUCACUAGUCACUUGCCAUAAUGACCCAACAGCUUAAAAUUAUCCCCACAAACUUUCGGUCUAUUGUUUUUAGUUUUUCUCAGAUGCCAUCCGAAGAUCCUAGAAAAUGUAACGAACAGUAAGUUAAUAAAUUACACAAAUUAAUAAUAACAUAAUAAAAAAAAUUAUAAAAACCAAAUCUUGAGAAAAUUUUUACCGAUCAUAAUUUCUCGGCUUUGCACGCGAGUAGUAUUAUGUAUGUAAGUGCGUAAAAGGCAUCCCAGUUACUCAGUGACAAGCUCGAGAAUCGAUAGAUUGAAUUGUACUCUUCGUGGGAGCUUUAAAGACUGAGGGUUCCAAGUCGACGCACUUUGCCUGCGCAUCUCAUAAAUAAUUUCAUUUAUUAUUAAUUCGCUUUAUACAUUCGCUUUAUGCUCCCGGAAAAUUGUCCUCUAUUACUCAAUUACGCAAUUUGCAUACAUCAUCAUCAUCAACAGACAAUUAUUGAGAUAUUCUGGCGUCCCUACUCAAUUCAUUCUUUACUUUAUUCUGUCGUAUUUAUUUUCACCCCAACAAUGGAACAACUAGCAUCAAACUUUUUACUCCUAAGUAUCGCAGGAAUCUGGAAACCCCGCGGCUGGCAUGGUGUCAAAGCAUUUCUUUACAAUAUUUACAAAUUUAGCAUCGUGAUUGUUAUUCACUUAUUUUUAAUAUCCGGAAUUCUUGACCUCGAGUUCCGAAACGUUGAGCUAAACUCGCUAAUUGACAACGUAUCGUUACUACUGGCCAUGGCCGUGGUACGUCAAAAAAUAGGCUGCUUUAUUCUAAAUCGCACCGCAAUUAAGGUAAUGGUUGACACGUUUGAUAAAGUUCCAUUCAAACCACGUGAUGGCAAAGAAAAAGUCAUUUCUAUGAGAUUCAACAGGUUCGCUAGAAAGAUAUUGGUGUUCCAACCGAUGAUAUUCUCAGGCGCGUUAUUAUUUUAUUCUUCCUCACGUAAGAAUAUUAUUGACCCCCCAUACAUUUUGCCAUACAGAGGGUGGAUUCCUUACAGUUACACGUCGCCAGGAGUAUACUGGGGAACAACAAUAUUUCAAUUUUAUGCAAUAUACACUGCGACUGCUAUUAAUAUUGCAGUUGACCCGUUGUUGUCAGCAAUUAUUUGUCAAAUGUGCGCGCAAAUUAAUAUUCUGAGACAUAGAUUUGAGGAAAUGGUUAAUCAAUUAAAAGUUAUUGAUAAUUAUGAGUCAGAUACCGUAUCCGCUGAACGUAAAUUGAUUGCACAGUGGGUUGAAUAUCACAUUAAUGUUUUAAGUUUAGUAAAAUAUAUAAAUAAAAUAUUUUCAAGUGUCAUAUUUGUACAGUAUACAGUAAGUUCACUUGUACUGUGUACAUUGUCGUUUUUAUUAUCUCAUACAGAAACAAUGACGACAACUUUCGUUGGUUAUUUUGGAUUUCUAACUGCCAUGUAUGUUCAAAUAUUUUUGCCCUGUUAUUGCACCCAUAUGUUGACUACCGAAUGUUUAAAUUUGAGUUCUGGAAUAUUUGAAACAGACUGGUUCAAAUUAAGUGCUAAUAUAAGAAAAUCAAUCAUUAUUAUUGUAAGCAAAUGUUAUAAACCAGUUUUGAUAACAAGCAGUUUUUUUAUUGUUUUAUCUCUCGACUCAUUCACUAAGAUUAUUAAACUUUCAUAUACUAUUUAUAACGUACUAGAAUAAGUUAUAAGAUUUGAAUGACAAAUAAAAUUUUAAAAAUUAUAUCCAUGACAGACUCAAAUUAUGAUAAAUUACAAUAAUUCGGUAAUCCGCCGUAAAAAUACCGAUUUACUGUAAAUCUGCUGUAAAGUCCACCGUAAAUCUACGGUAAAUCCACCGUAAUUUACGGUGGCUCCCACUGAAGUUUUACGGUAGGCUUACCGUAAAAUACGGUAAAUUAAUUGUUUAGAUCAAUAGAAUAAUGAAAGCGCUUUAAAAAUGAGUACCAAUAUGAUGUACUUAUUUUCAAUAGUUACAAAUAUUUAUAUUUAUAUAUAAUAUAUGUCGUUAUAAUCGUAGAUAAUAA